AUGGACCCCCGUACCAGUGCCCAGGAUGUGAUGCGAUGUGACCUGUGUGAGACUGCUGCAGUACAGAUGCACUGUGAUACAUGCCUCGUCAACCUGUGCAAGGGAUGUGUGGGAGAACACAUCUCAACUGAAGAAUCUAAGGAUCAUAAAGUGGUCAAAUUUCAGUCUAGGAAAUCAACUCCCCUUUACCCUGAAUGUGCCUCCCAUGAAAAAGAAAAAUGUGAAAUGUACUGUAGACAUUGUGACAUUCCUGUCUGUCAAACUUGCCUGGCAUCUGAUCAACAUCUUGGUCAUAAGUUAUCAAAAAUCUUGCAUGUCCUGGGUGAAAAGAAAGACUUGAUCAGGAAUGAGCAAAGUGAAUUAAAUGAAACAAUAUAUCCCACCUACCAGGACAUUGCAGUUGAUGUACAAAACAGAAUGAGUCAGUUAGAGAAGGAAUAUGGAGAUCUCUCAACAGCCAUCACAAAACACGGAGAGAACUGGCACAGAGAAAUUGAAAACCUUGUCAGAAAACUUAAAACUCAAGUUGAUGAAAUGAAGAACUCACAGUUACAAACUUUACAAAAACAUCUGAAUGAAAUUAACAAGAACAUUGUUGCCAUUAAAGCUGAAAUUGAUUUGCUUGAUAUUGCUGCAGAUUCUAAUGACAUUUCAUCUCCACUCAAUGUGAGAUCUAAUGUGGAUCAAUAUAAAAACCUUCCACAAAAACUUGUUCUGUCUGUACCUAAAUUCACUCCAGGGACAAUCCAAGGGGAACAACUUUGUAAACUGUUUGGGACUUUAUCAUCAAUUUCACUUACAGCAGAUGAUCAAGGAUACAGUAUAAAAACAACACAAAGAUCACCAAAAGAUGAAUCUUCUUUUGUCGACCAAACAUCACCAGAAAUUGGAUGCCGACAACGACAAUACCAUGACACUCUACAGUUUCAAUCAGGAUUCACCACUCAAACAAAUCACAACAAAGUCAGGAAACAGGCCUUUAGACAUAGCAGUGACAAGAAAUGA
This is a messenger RNA of Saccostrea echinata, 1005 nucleotides long. Its product is annotated as E3 ubiquitin-protein ligase TRIM45-like. Bases 1 to 1005 code for a protein of 334 amino acids. The record is from RefSeq and is a predicted model, not a curated record. The transcript is spliced from 2 exons. Lineage: Eukaryota; Metazoa; Mollusca; Bivalvia; Ostreida; Ostreidae. Gene Ontology annotation, molecular function: zinc ion binding.